Molecule: messenger RNA, 732 nt
Organism: Vitis vinifera (wine grape)
Lineage: Eukaryota; Viridiplantae; Streptophyta; Magnoliopsida; Vitales; Vitaceae
Exons: 1
Coding region: 1-732 (243 amino acids)
Molecular function (GO): protein binding
Source: RefSeq, a predicted model, not a curated record
AUGGCCGAUUCCACUACUUCCAAACUUAACUUGAGUACAGAGUCCAUUCAGGUUGCAGGUAAAGAUGCUCGGGAAGUCCAGACCACCAACCAGGCAGCAACUGAAGAUGGUUGCCUGACCAAGAUCACAUUCAUGGAUCCUAAAUUGUAUGUGCCUGCAGCAGAUGGUCACAUCCAUGUACUUAAGCAAUAUGAUGAAAUUCAUGUCCAACUAACCCCAAAAAAGAACACUGUUCUUCAUGUUGCAGCCCAAUUCGAUCAAGUGGACUGCGUUAAGUGGAUCCUUCAGUUGCCUUCUCCUUCACCACUAUUGCAACAGCCCAAUGAGAAGGGUGACACUCCACUUCACCUUGCAGCCAGAGAAGGGCAUUUGACGGUGGUGAAAAAUCUAAUCAACGCUGCCAAACAACUUCAAGAAGGAGACUCGGAGAGAGGGGGUACAAUAGUUUGUAAGGUGUUGCUGAGGAUGACAAAUGAGGACCAAGACACAGCCUUGCACGAGGCAGUGAGAUAUCAUCACCCUGAAGUGGUGAAGUUAUUGAUUCAGGAAGACCCCGACUUCACCUAUGGUGCUAAUACUGAAGGCAACACUCCUCUUUACAUCGCUGCUUAUUGGGGAUUCGGAGACUUGGUGCAGAUGAUCCUAGACAAUUCCUCUUCAGUAGCUCAUAGUGGCAUCAAGGGUCAAACGGCUUUGCAUGCUGCGGUAAUUCUCAAUGACCAAGGUACUUAG